GGCUGUAAAGUGGUUCUUAUUGUUUAGAACUGUAGUAUUGACGGUUAUAAACUGGUUCUAAUUAUUUAGAACUGUAGUAUUGACGGCUAUAAAAUGGUUCUAAUUGUGAAUUGUUGUAUUGACGGCUAUAAACUGGUUCUUAUUGUUUAGAACUGUAGUAUUGACGGCUAUAAACUGGUUCUAAUUGUUUAGAACUGUAGUAUUGACGGCUAUGAACUGGUUCUAAUUGUUUAAAACUGUAGUAUUGCCGGCUAUAAACUGGUUCUAAUUGUUCAGAACUUUAGUAUUGACGGCUAUAAACUGGUUCUAAUUGUUUAGAACUGUAGUACUGACGGCUAUAAGCUGGUUCUAAUUGUUUAAAACUGUAUUAUUGACGGCUAUAAAUUGGUUCUUAUUGUUUAUAACUGUAGUAUUGACGGCUAUAAACUGGUUCUUAUUGUUUAUAAAUUUAGUAUUGACAGCUAUAAACUGGUUCUAAGUGUUUAGAACUGUAGUAUUGACGGCUGUAAACUGGUUCUAAAUGCUUAGAACUCUAGUAUUGACGGCUAUAAACUUGUUCUAAUUGUUUACAUCUGAAGUAUUGACUGCUAUAAACUGGUUCUAAUUGUUUAAAACUGUAGUAUUGACGGCUAUAAACUGGUCCUAAUUGUUUAUAACUGUAGUAUUGACGACUAUAAACUGGUUCUAGUUGUUUAUAACUGUAGUAUUGACGGCUAUAAACUGGUUCUAAUUGUUUAGAACUGUAGUAUUGACGGCUUUAAACUGGUUCUCAUUGUUUAGAACUGAAGUAUUGACGGCUAUAAACUGGUUCUAAUAGUUUAGAACUGUAGUAUUGACGGCUAUAAACUGGUUCUAAUUGUUUAGAACUGUAGUAUUGACGGCUAUAAACUGGUUCUCCAGAAUGAGAGAUGGAAUGACACUUUCCCAGGCAGUGAUGACAAGUGCCAUAGACUUUAGAGACCUGGGCUGGAGGAAUUUUAUUAGGAAACAUCAAGGGUUAGAAGCCAAGCUGAGUACUAUGGAUGAUAUUUGGUGUGGAUACUGGGCACGUAACCUAAAAUUAGAUGUACCUGAGUUGUUUAUCUACAGUGGGUCAGAUUUCUAUAUUCCAGCAUCAUAUAUAGAGGGUCAGGUUAUACCUGAUAGGAACAAGGUGUCACGUGACGUCUUGGUCUGCAGAUUUAACAGGUCUCCGCAUGUUGAGCACCUGCGGAAGAAUAGAGUUGCAUACACAGAGGCCAUCAAGCAGAUGGUGGAGAAGGUUGAGAAGAAGUAGCUAGAUAGGAGGAUAAGGGGAGUAUGGAGGGUGAAGGAUGGAGAAUGAGGAUAUGAGGGUGGCGGAUGAGGAUGAGGGGAUAAGGCUGCAGGAUGAGGGAUAAGAUUGCAAGAUGAUGAUGGAGGAAUGAGGGGAUGAAGGAUGAAUAAAUGAUGAAGGAAUGAGGGGGAUGAAGGAUGGAGGAAUGAGAAGGUGAGGAUGGAGUAUGAGGGAAAUGAGGGAACGAGGGGAUGAGGAUGGAGGUCGAGUGUACCGGCAUGAGGAAAGGAAAUCUGAGGGAUGUGGUAUGGGAAUACUAACCGAGUGGAAACCCAAAUAAUAUGCGUAACAAGGUUAAAUUGGUCAUUGUUCAUGUUAAGAAAUAUCAUUCAACUAUUCAAUUAUUAAAAACGUAAUUUAAGUUUGAUUAAUUUUGCCAACAACCUGUAGAUAAUUAUGCGAAUAUAUAUAUAAUAUAUAUCUUAAAAAGUAUCUUUAAAAAAAUAUAUGUAUAUUUUUAAGAUAAUUUUUAAGAUACUUUUUAAGAUACUGUUGAAGAUACUGUUUAUUUUCAGA
Messenger RNA from Eurytemora carolleeae, 1831 nucleotides. RefSeq lists its product as uncharacterized. Bases 902 to 1276 code for a protein of 124 amino acids. The record is from RefSeq and is a predicted model, not a curated record. The transcript is spliced from 5 exons. NCBI's taxonomy places the organism in Eukaryota, Metazoa, Arthropoda, Copepoda, Calanoida, Temoridae.